Molecule: messenger RNA, 3040 nt
Organism: Ornithorhynchus anatinus (platypus)
Lineage: Eukaryota; Metazoa; Chordata; Mammalia; Monotremata; Ornithorhynchidae
Gene: GPLD1
Product: glycosylphosphatidylinositol specific phospholipase D1
Exons: 25
Coding region: 183-2723 (846 amino acids)
Cellular component (GO): extracellular matrix; extracellular region
Molecular function (GO): GPI anchor phospholipase D activity
Source: RefSeq, a predicted model, not a curated record
AACAGCGGGUGACCCUGUCGUCGUCGGAAAAUAAUUUCAUUUCGAAACUUGGCUCAGCUGCCGGGUCGGUGACCUGCCCCGCAGGGAGACCGGGGACCCGGGGCUCGCGUGCCAACGGGAGAGGACCAUCCCGGCCCCGAAGGAUCUCUCCCGUCCCCUUUCUGGGCCGGUGCCGUACCGACAUGUCUGCUUCUAGGAACUGGUCCGUCCUGCUGGCGAUAGGGCUCUGCCACCUGUGUCCACCGUGUCUGCCCUGUGGAAUUUCGACACAUAUCGAAAUAGCUCACAGGGCCCUGGAGUUCUUCCACCUGGAGAGCGGGAGAGUGAACUACCGAGAGCUCUUGCUGAAACAUCAGGAUGCGUAUCAGGCUGGGAGCGUCUAUCCUGACUCCUUUUACCCUCAGUUCUGCAAGCUAGGAAAAUUCCACGAAGUGUCCGAAGACACCCACUGGGCUCCGUUUCUCAACGCCAGCGUCCGCUACGUCCGCGAAAACUUCCCUCUUCCCUGGGAGCAGGAUACAGAGAAGCUGGUGGCUUUCCUGUUUGGCAUUUCCUCCCAUAUGGUGGCAGAUGUGAGCUGGCACGGCCUCGGCAUUGAGCAGGGAUUCUUGAGGACCAUGGGAGCCAUUGAUUUUCACGGCUCUUACAGUGAAGCUCAUCGAGCCGGAGAUUUUGGAGGAGAUGUGCUGAGCCAGUUCGAGUUUAAUUUUAAUUACCUCUCCCGGGGCUGGUACGUGCCCGUCAGAGAUCUGGUAGGGAUCUACGAGGAGCUCUACGGACGAGAGGAGGUCAUUACCCAAGACGUAAUUGCCGACUGCACCUAUCUUCAGUUCUUGGAGUUGUUCGGAGAGAUACUGGCCGUGUCCAAGCUUUACCCAACCUUCGCCAGAAAAUCCCCGUUCAUGGUGGACCAGUUUCAGGAGUAUUUUCUGGGCGGAUUGGAUGACAUGGCAUUUUGGUCCAACAACAUUUUCCAUCUAAUGGGCCGUAUGUUGGAGAAUGGGACCAGGGAUUGCACUGUCCCCGAAAACCCUCUGUUCAUAACCUGUGGAAGGAAGCCCGGAGGCUCUCUUGGGGAGAAGAUGAGCCAGCCCCAGCUCCGCAAGAACACGACCGUCCCCAUCGGCACCAACGUCGAGAGGAACGUAAACUUCACCGAACGAGGAGCCUAUUUCAGCGUGGACACCUGGGCCCCGAAUUCCGUCUCCUCCAUGUACUCUCUCCUGGCGAAGAAGAUGCAAACGGUGUUUUCCGGCGCCAACCGGGAGUCGCCCAACCACGUCUCCAGCCCCAUCGCCUCCUACUUCGUGGGUGUGCCCUACGCCAGGCUCGGCUGGGCCGUGACCUCGGCUGACCUGAACGAGGACGGGCACGACGACCUGGUGGUGGGAGCCCCGGGCUACAGCCGGCCGGGGCGCGUCCAGCUCGGCCGGGUGUACGUCGUGUACGCGAACGGGCUCGGCCUGCCUCCGGCGGACACGGACCUGGACGAGGAAGCCCACGCCAUCCUGGAGGGCUCCCAGCCCUCGGGUCGCUUCGGCUCGGCGGUCGCCGUGAUGGACUGGAAUCUGGACGGAGUCCCAGACUUGGCGGUGGGGGCCCCCUCGGUGGGCUCCGACGGGCUCAGCUACACGGGUGCCGUGUACGUGUUCUUCGGGACCAGAGGGAAAGGCGUGUCUCCUCGCCCCAACGUCACCGUCUCCUGCCGGGACAAGUACUGCAAUUUCGGCUGGACGCUUCUGGCGGCGGACGUGGACGGGGAUGGGGCCGCGGAUCUGGUGGUCGGUUCGCCCUACGCCCCCCAGGGAGGGAGGCAGCGGGGGCUCGUGGCCGCGUUUUACUCUCGCUGCAGCAGGUCCGGCAAAGGCGAGCUGUCGGUUGAGGAAGCCGACUGGACGGUGCAGGGAGAGGAAGACUACUCCUGGUUUGGAUAUUCGCUUCACGGCCGCUCCCUGGAGAAGCAAACCCUCCUGCUGGUCGGGAGUCCCACCUGGAAGAACGUGAGCGGCCUAGGCUCGCAGUUCUACAACCGGGAGGAGAAACAGAGCGUGGGCAAGGUGAAUGGCUAUUUGCCACCGAGUCGGCAAAGCUGGUUUGCGAUCUCCGGAGAUAAGGCGAUGGGGAAACUGGGCUCAUCGCUGUCGAGCGGCCAGCUGGCUGUGGACGGGACCCCGAGGCAGGUGCUGCUCAUCGGUGCCUCGACCCGGGAUGACGUGUCCAAAAUGGCGUUCGUGCCCACGACCCUGCACCAGGGGGGCAGCACGCGGCUGUACGGGCUGUCCGCCGGGGAGGCGCCCGCCCUGCUCAGCACCUUCAGCGGAGACCGGCGCUUCUCCCGUUUCGGGGAGGCCGUGCACCUCAGCGACCUGGACGGCGAUGGGCUGGACGAGGCGAUGGUGGCGGCCCCCUCCAGGACGGAGGACUUCACGCUGGGGCUGUUCGGAGGGGACACCGGCCGGGUCUACGUCUACAACGGGCAGCGGGUGGGCUCCGGCGACGUGACGGCCAAGUGCAGGUCGUGGAUGGCUCCCUGUCCCGAGGAAAAGGCCCAGUACGUGCUCAUCUCUCCGGAGGAAAGUUCGCGGUUUGGGAGCUCGGUCGCCACCGUGAAGUCCGAGGGAAAGAAUCAGGUGGUCGUCGCCGCCGGGAGGAGCUCGAUGGGGGCCAGGAUGGCCGGAGCCCUGCACAUCUACGACCUCGGCGAGCCCCGAGCUGCCCGUUGACCCCCCCCGCCCCCCCGCCCCCCGCCCCGGAGCCUCUCCGGCUCCUCGGGGUCCGUGGCCGGGUCAGACGGCGUCGAGCGGCAGCCCCUGAGACCAGGCCUGGCCCGCGGAGGCCCCGAGCUAGGCCGGCCGGAAUAAUCGUUCUAAUCACGGUACUUGUCAAGCGCUUCCUCCGUGCCCGCCACUGUUCUGAGCCCUGGGGUGGAUACGGGUUAAUCGGGUCGGACACGGUCCCCGUCCCCGACGGGGCUCGCGCUCUUAUCCUCGUUUUACAGAGGUAAAAUUUUAGAGAAGUAAAAACGCACAAGGUCACAGAA